AUGUUCGAUUUUGAGAGCCUCCCAGAAACUACGGGGGAUGCUGGUUGCAGAGCAUCCCAGAUGGGAGUCUAUGCUGUAUCUGACAUUCACACCGACAAGAGGGAGAACAUGGACGUUCUCCGGACGUGGCCGCGACGGCCCAACGACGUCCUGUUGCUCGCAGGGGACGUGUCGAAUGAUCUGAGCAUAGUCCGCACAACGUUUGAGCUGAUGCUGGAGCGCUUUGGCCAGGUGUUCUACUGCCCCGGCAACCAUGACCUUUGGAUGCAUCCAAAGGAUGGCUGUACAGAUUCCGUG
Symbiodinium pilosum is the source of this 297-nucleotide messenger RNA. NCBI's taxonomy places the organism in Eukaryota, Dinophyceae, Suessiales, Symbiodiniaceae. The record is from the annotation of a GenBank genome assembly.